Perkinsus marinus ATCC 50983 is the source of this 243-nucleotide messenger RNA. RefSeq lists its product as hypothetical. The transcript has 2 exons. Lineage: Eukaryota; Perkinsozoa; Perkinsida; Perkinsidae. The record is from RefSeq and is a predicted model, not a curated record. Bases 1 to 243 code for a protein of 80 amino acids.
AUGUUCGUCGAGGUUGCUGGCUCUGCCGCCAGGCGGAGCGAGCGGGCGAGACGUAUAGGAGGAGCCAUUAAGCGGGUGGAUGAUGAAACGCGGCGUCAAGUUGCUGAGUCUCGGCUACUGGCACUGGAGCGUGACCAGGCCUCGGGGGCAGUGGACACGUACGACGCUGCUGACGACAUUGGAGACCCGAGUGAUGACAGCGAUGUGCCACAAUCCGGACGAGGUUCCCAGGGUGCCUAUUGA